GGUCAUGGCGGAGGGUGGGUAACAUGCCGAGGAGGGCGUGGUGACGCAGUGAGGGGCGUGGCCACAAUAGCGCAAGUGCGCGGUCACGUGGUGUGGAGGGCGUGGCCUUGAGGAAGCGGAUCCUGCGCUGGGCUGGGUGCUGAUUGACACCAAAGUGGCCGGAGAAUGGACAGUGAGGUACAGAGAGAUGGAAGGAUCUUGGAUUUGAUUGACGAUGCGUGGCGAGAAGACAAGCUGCCUUAUGAGGAUGUUGCAAUACCACUGAAUGAGCUUCCGGAACCUGAACAGGACAACGGGGGCACCACGGAAUCGGUCAAAGAACAAGAAAUGAAGUGGACAGACCUCGCCUUGCAGUACCUCCACGAGAAUGUUCCCCCCCUGGGCAACUAACAGCUGGGCUUCCUCCCCUCCACUGGCCAUCUUUCAGAAAUAUAUGGGUGCCUGAAGAUGUGAGAGGGAAAAAGUUGACAGGAGCAGAAUCACUCCCCCUGUGUGCCACAGCAGUGGAUGUGUGUGCAGCCUGUGGACAGAUUUCACAUUCCACGAACCUCUCCACUGACCGCCGGGAUUCCUCACAUUCCCCGUGGCGUGUUAGGACUUCACUGUGUUUACAUAUGAAAAGUAUGACCGCGACCUCUGUUCUUCCUACAGAGGUGACUUGGAAAAGAUCUUGAGCUAGAUGCACCAUUAGCUUUAUCCAGUAAUAGGAUUUCCUACUUCCUCAAGGUCCUUAACAUGUUACUGAGAUACCGUGGAGUCCACAGCUCUGCGCUUGUAUAGGAAUUUAUGCCAGGUGAAAACCUAGACAUUUAUCUCCCGGAUUGUUUGCCUCUACCAGGUGCUUUCAUCCUCUGCCCAGAUUAUAACUUUGUGGCAGGACACAUUGGCUUAUGUGUUUGAUUCCCUUGUUGAAAAGCAGAAAAUACAAUACCAGGUGAUUGAAAUUUCUCUUCUCAUCCUUUUCAACUGGGUCUUUUUAUUUAGUCUUUAGGAGAAAAAAAAGUACAGCAAAAAAAUUAAAGGAAUUUUCCGAGCUCUUCUAAAGCAGAGAGGUCGUGCCUCCAGGACUUUCGGCCCUCCCCCGUGAUGCCUUCUGCGACUGCCCUGUUCUAAAAUGGGAAGAAAUUCCAACUGACAUGAAGAACUUUGGAAUGUUAAUUUUGUCUCUAUAGUUGAGAUCAAGAACUGAGAGAAUAAAUUUUAUUGGGAACCUAGUGGUCAUGAAA
Messenger RNA from Sorex araneus (European shrew), 1226 nucleotides. RefSeq names its product anaphase promoting complex subunit 13 (gene ANAPC13). The record is from RefSeq and is a predicted model, not a curated record. The transcript has 4 exons. Gene Ontology annotation, biological process: protein K11-linked ubiquitination. The coding region runs from base 166 to 390 and encodes 74 amino acids. NCBI's taxonomy places the organism in Eukaryota, Metazoa, Chordata, Mammalia, Eulipotyphla, Soricidae. Gene Ontology annotation, cellular component: anaphase-promoting complex.